GUUGGGGCUACGAAUACUUAAAGCAUCGUCCUGUAUAGCCGCAAGCAGCACAACACACCAGACCACACCAGACCACACCACUAUGAAGCUCUCGUUCACCGCUCUUGCGUCCAUCGCAAUCACCCUGACCGUCGCCCCUGUCGCCCAGGCCAUCGCUCCAUUGGGUUUCAACUUGGGUGUCAAGGACAACUCAGGCGCAUGCAAGACGGGCGAGGAGUACGCCGCCGACUUCGAGACUUUGAAGCCUUACUCGAACCACGUGAAGGUAUACUCUGUCUCGGACUGUAACACGUUGGAGUUCAUUGCACCAGCUGCGGAGACUGCCGGUUUCAACUUGACGUUGGGCGUCUGGCCUACCCCAUACGAGAAGUACACAUUGGAGAAGCAGACUUUGCAACAGUACUUGCCAACGAUCUCCAAAUCGACGAUUUCGUCGGUCUUGGUCGGCUCAGAGGCCCUCUACAGAGGAGACCUCACCGGGGACGUCUUGGCCUCCUACAUCACAGAGGUGAAGGAGCUCCUUGCAGGCAUCUACGACAAGGACGGCAAGUCCUACGCCGGCGUUCCAGUCGGAACCGUCGACUCGUGGAACAUCCUCGUCAGCGGCGAGGCUUACGCUCCAAUCAACGCUUCGGACAUCAUCUUUGCCAACGCCUUCUCCUACUGGCAAGGACAGACCCAACAGAACUCGACGUUCUCCUUCUUUGACGACAUCAUGCAGGCCUUGCAGACCGUCCAGACCAUCAAGGGCUCCACUGACAUCAACUUCUGGGUCGGCGAGACUGGCUGGCCAACCGAGGGCUCCAACUACGGCGCCUCCGUUCCUUCAGUUGAAAACGCACAGACCUUCUGGAAAGACGGUGUCUGCGCCAUGAGAGGCUGGGGUAUCAACACCUUUGUCUUCGAGGCCUUCGACGAGUCCUGGAAGCCAGAAACUUCCGGCUCCUCCGUUGAACCUUACUGGGGUAUCUUCACCGACGACCGUUCCCUCAAGUACUCCUUGAACUGCUCCUUCUAAUCACGGGCACAUGCAUAAAUACCUCCAUAUCUCCAUACCAUUUAUUGUUUCAUAUUCACUCGUCUUCUUCCCGUGAGCCUCUUAGAGGGAAAAGAAAAAAAAUUAAACUAAAUCAAAAAGUCUGUCACUCUUAUACUACGACUACUACUACUAGCACAAAG
Messenger RNA from Pichia membranifaciens NRRL Y-2026, 1179 nucleotides. RefSeq lists its product as hypothetical. Lineage: Eukaryota; Fungi; Ascomycota; Pichiomycetes; Pichiales; Pichiaceae. Gene Ontology annotation, biological process: cell wall organization; carbohydrate metabolic process. The record is from RefSeq and is a predicted model, not a curated record. Gene Ontology annotation, cellular component: cell surface; extracellular region; fungal-type cell wall. Gene Ontology annotation, molecular function: 1,3-beta-glucanosyltransferase activity; glucan endo-1,3-beta-D-glucosidase activity. The transcript has a single exon. The coding region runs from base 83 to 1018 and encodes 311 amino acids.